Messenger RNA from Rotaria socialis, 2511 nucleotides. NCBI's taxonomy places the organism in Eukaryota, Metazoa, Rotifera, Eurotatoria, Philodinida, Philodinidae. The record is from the annotation of a GenBank genome assembly.
AUGUCAGGGACGGAUGCUGUCGGUCAUGAUAUUGCUCAUAUUGAAUGUGGUGAAGGUUAUGGCAAAGAGUGUGAUAUAGAAGAAUUAGUGGCUAUUUGUAAUUCAAAUUCAUCGUGUCGUGGAUUUAAUUCAAAUGGUUUCUUAAAGUCAUGUACAUCAGGCUGUGAUGCUAAUUGUUGUUAUGACGUAACACAAAAUGUUGAUUUAUACAUUCGUAAAGGAUUUUUACCGCCAGAUGACUGGCAAAAUGAUGUCUCCAGUGGUCGAAUACUAUUUGCUAAUCCAGAACCACACUUUUGUUUUUUACCUGAAAUUGCGAAUGGAUAUAUUGGUACUGUUGCUAUGUCAGCAGCUUUAUUUCAAAGUGGACUUUUCAAUGGCAAAUGUGGAAAUGUUGGAAAAGCAAGGUUACCAUCGCCUAUCGGUGGUUCGAUUAUAACUGGUGAACUUAUUGCUAGUGCUUUACAUUUUGAAAAGGCAAUGUUUACACGUCGAUAUCAAUUUGAUGAUCAAAAUGGUUCAAUUAUUGAACAUAGCGUGUACAUUAGUCAAACAUUAAAAAGUGUAAUGGUUGUUGAAUUUUCCCCUGUCACAUCUACAUCAAAAUUUGUUACAUUUUCUUAUUCAUCAACCUUUGAUCCACUGAAUCAAACACACAAUCCUGAAACAAAAUGUACAGGUGGUGGUGGCGUUGAAAUUGAUGUUGAAUUUACAUUGAAUUCCAAUUUAUCAACAUCAUCAAUGUACGUCUAUGAAGGUGUUUUGUUGAGUCGCGAUGAUCGUGAUCGAUUAAUUUAUGUGACAAUAUGUACACAACAGUCAAAGGAACCAAAUCAAACAUUAACAAUAUCAUCACGCGUACAAUUCAUUUCAACAUUAGCAAGUAGUAUUGAUUUUGGACCGAGUCCCAUUGAUCAAAUGACAGUAACACUUGAAGCAAUAAAUCGAUUUGAUGAAGCUUUAACAAAGAAAAAUGAUUUAUUUAAUGAACACGUUCAAGCAUGGAAAAACCUAUGGAGAUCUGGUAUUGAUAUUCAACCAAUGGAUGAUCAACCAUUCGUAAUACCGAAAAUUGUUUUGGAUACAGAUAACAAUGGUGAAAAUGAUACAGUCAUAACGAUAUUUUCACGGUCAUUAGAUAUUGCGCAACAUGUGAAUAGUUCAAUGUAUUAUUUAUUAUCUAGUUCACGUGAUGAUUGGCCAUAUGGUAUCAGUCCGGGAGGAUUAGCAUCACAAUCUUACUCUGGUCUAAUGUUUUUUGAUAUGGAUUGGUAUAUGAUGCCGGCUCUUCUACCAUUUUAUCCAUCCCGUGCCGAAAGUCUACUGCGCUAUCGAUAUAAUAGUUUAGAUGCAUCGAAUAACAUUGCACUUCGCUUUGGCUACAAUGGAUCUAUGUUUGCUUGGACUGCAGCGUAUUUAGGUCGAGCUGAAGGCUGUUGCGAUGGAAAAGGUGGCUGGGAACUUUGUAUUGAACAACAUAUAACUGGUGAUGUAGCAGUGGCUGUACAAAUGUAUUAUUAUGCUACGAAAGAUGAUAUUUGGUUAGAAAAUAUUGGCUGGCCUCUAUUACGUGAUAUAGCAAAAUUUUGGUCUAGUCGUGUAACAAAAACAAAUAAUGUGACAUAUUCAAUUGAAAAAGUAAUGCCUGUUGAUGAAUGGUGUGAUAAUGAUCAAACGAAAUGCGGUGAUAUUGGUAUUGAUAAUGCCAUACAAACAAAUGCUGUUGCUAUUGUAUCAUUACAAUUAGCCAAACAGGUUGGAGAUAUGUUUGGAUUUAGAGUCGAUCCCGAAUGGGAAAUCAUUGCUAAAAAAAUUAAAAUCAAUUUUAAUUCCACCACACAGACCCAUAUCCAAUGGGAUAAUGCUGUUUUACCACCAGCACCAUCACAUUAUGUUUGUCCAGAAGAUGUUCUAUAUUUAACUUAUCCAAUGAAUUUCAAUGUAACGCCUGCUAUAAUACGAAAUGAUGCUGAAACAUUUAUUCCAAUAACAUGCCAAGAAAAUGCGGGUAUGACCGCUCCUAUUCAUGCUAUUGUAUGGCUUAUGUUAAAUGAAACGUUGAAAGCCGAAGGCGAAUUCAAUCGAUCUUUACAAGCAUGUACAUAUGGAGAAUUUCAUGUUCGAAAUGAGGUCGAUAUUCAUGCAAAUAUCAUUGGUGGACAUGGAUUUAAUACUCAUUUUCUUACGGGUGAUGGCGGUUUUAUUCAAUCGGUCAUGAUGGGUUAUGCUGGGCUUCGUUAUGAUGACAAGAGUCUUCUAUUUAAUCCGUUAGCAGGCUCCCUUACGCCGGCAACUAAAAGUAUUCGAUUACGAAAUGUUCAUGUUCGAGGAGCAUAUCCAUUUGAUUUUACAAUCAAUCAGAAUUCAGCACAGUUUAUUUGUUCGGAUGUCUAUGAUAAUAUGUUGUGCAUUACUGAUAAUCACAAUAUUCAUUGGAACAUAACAAGCAAUCAAUUAACAUUAUAUUUUCAAGAUAUCCAUUUUCCACUACGAGUUGAUUUAUGCAUUUAA